Molecule: messenger RNA, 1734 nt
Organism: Candidula unifasciata
Lineage: Eukaryota; Metazoa; Mollusca; Gastropoda; Stylommatophora; Geomitridae
Source: the annotation of a GenBank genome assembly
AUGAAACACGCGCUACUGCCUGUGAUCGCCGUGGCUAUGUGUUUUCUCGUGUCUGACCACCAUACUGUGAGGGCUGAAUGCACUAACCCACCCCCAGGAGUCUCCAGGAUGAUCAGAGGCGUGGACAUCACCAAACUGGACAUUGUCCCCCUUCAGAUUCUCGGCUCUAACGGUUUCAAGAGUCCUGUGUUAAACUUCACCUGCAGCGGUGGCCGGAGGUGGAGAAACCCUAGAGGGAUAGAAUACCAGUUACCUGACCAAGUUUGGCAGAUGACAUCAAUACCCGGAGGCUGGGUCUCUGCUGACGUCAGCCUCUACAAGACGUAUGAAGACGUCAGGAGAAGCAUGAAUUCUGAGGUCGGAAUCCGGGGUUCUCUUUGGAAGUUUUCCUUCUCCGCCAGCAGAAAUUACAUGAAACUGCAGAAUACAAUCUCCAACAGUUCCAGAUACGUUUCUGAUAUCGCAGCCUUUGAAUCUGCAACGCGGGUUGAUUUCAUUCCUAGCUGGGUCAUUGAAUUGGAUCGUUUUGCUGCAGCUUACAUCGACAGAAGAAUUUCUGGAACUUUCGAGUCUAAUCCGGCGGCAUACAACAGAUUUAUAGAAAAUUUCGGGACACAUUACUUCUCUACAGCCAACUUUGGAGGUUAUAUCCGGGUCACGUUUGAGACAAGCUCCUCGUAUUUCUACUCCAGAACAGACUCUGAAGUCAAAUCCAAAGCAAAAGCCUCGUUCCUAAAAAUUAUUUCCGCUCAUGGAGGGCGGGUGACAGGUUCUACAACUGAAGAUUCUACAUUUGUACAACAAUCCACACAAUCCAUUCGUUAUUUCGGCGGAGUUACGAAUCUGUUAGCACACGGUGGAAUGUCCCAGUGGCAGCCUACGGUAGAUAACGAUCCUUGGCUGUUUUCAGGAGAACUUCAUCCCAUUAGCGACCUGAUCACAGACGACACCAAAAGGACAUCGAUGGAGCGAGCUGUAAGCAACUAUGUCGUGCGAAGUUAUCUCAACGAACUGGAACGACUAGUAGUCACAGCAAAAUCCAAGUUAAAUAACCCAGUGCUGGACUCUUUACUAACCAGAAUCACUGCACAAAAAGUUAAACCUGCCUUGGUGGAGAAUGAAGUGGAGGUUCUGGGCAGGGAUGUUAAUGAGCAGAUUGUUGUGCCAGAUUGGUUCAGGUCGAACACUCAACUGUGCUACAAAUGGCGGGCUGAUGGAGAUGGGGGUCAGUGUGGUGGAGGAGCUGCUAAUCUUCUGUGUGUCAGACCCAACCUGAUGACUCCAGUUUAUAGAGAUGAUACUGACAGAAGGGGAGGCGGCUGUCGAAUGCAGUGGGGGAUCCAAUCACAAGGGUUUCCUUCUUGGUUCAACCAAGUCAGGGUUUGCUACCGCUGGUACCCUGAUGGUGAUGGAGGUCAGUGUGGAGGUGGGGCAGCACGAGAACUGUGUUCUAACAUCAACGAAUAUUCACCUGAAUAUCGAGACGAUACUGAUAACAGAGGAGGUGGUUGCCGGAUGUCGUGGAGGAUUGAAGUCCCCGAUUCCGCUCCACUCUGGAUGAAGACAUCAAAGAUGUGCUUCUCGUGGUACCCAGACGGCGAUGGCGGCCAGUGCUCAGGCCCUUCACGUGAUCUAUGUACUACAGCCAAUCAGUGGACAGAAUACUAUCGUGACGACACAGAUAACAGGGGCGGAGGCUGCAGAAUGAGUUGGGGAAUUAGGGUGGAUUUGUAA